CGGACUCAAAGAUUAGGCUACGUAGUACACAUGUAUUUUGCGGACCCAGGCCUGCCAGUGGAAGGAAACGCAGUGGAUUCAGAUGUUGUCCUACUAAGCAAAAAAUAAUAUAAUAUCUUCAAACAUUCUGCUGUAUAUUUCAACGGAAGACCAGAAACCGUGGUUUGACAGUUUUGGAAUUUCUAACGCGUUCUUUUGGAGUAGGGUCUUGAGACAGAAGUCCCACUUGGAUGCCCAAAACACACACUUUGUCCAGAUUUCAUCAUGAAUCGGAAUAAGCGUGAAAAGGAGUAUUACAGUUUAGAUGUCGGGGAUUCCACUUUUACGGUUUUGAAGCGCUACCAGAAUUUAAGACCCAUAGGCUCCGGAGCACAAGGGAUUGUCUGCUCAGCGUAUGACCACAACCUUGAACGAAAUGUGGCAAUUAAAAAACUCAGCCGGCCUUUCCAGAACCAGACCCAUGCCAAAAGAGCUUACAGAGAACUGGUGCUCAUGAAAUGUGUCAACCAUAAGAACAUCAUUGGCCUAUUAAAUGUAUUCACGCCACAGAAGACGCUGGAAGAAUUUCAAGAUGUGUAUAUUGUGAUGGAGCUGAUGGAUGCCAACCUGUGCCAGGUGAUUCAGAUGGAGCUGGACCACGAGCGGCUGUCCUAUCUGCUCUACCAGAUGCUGUGUGGCAUCAAGCACCUUCACGCCGCGGGCAUCAUACACAGGGAUCUGAAACCCAGCAACAUUGUGGUAAAGUCUGACUGCACGCUGAAGAUCCUGGACUUUGGAUUGGCCAGGACAGCGGCCACGGGACUCCUGAUGACCCCGUACGUGGUGACCCGCUACUACCGCGCCCCUGAAGUCAUAUUGGGCAUGGGUUACCAGGCCAACGUUGAUGUCUGGUCUAUUGGCUGCAUCAUGGCAGAAAUGGUCCGAGGUAGUGUGUUGUUCCCAGGCACAGAUCAUAUUGAUCAGUGGAACAAGGUGAUCGAGCAGCUGGGGACUCCAAGUCAGGAGUUCCUGAUGAAGCUCAACCAGUCAGUGAGGACUUACGUGGAAAACAGACCCCGCUAUGCCGGCUAUACCUUCGAGAAGCUCUUCCCCGACGUCCUCUUCCCAGCCGACUCAGAGCACAACAAACUGAAAGCAAGUCAAGCCAGAGACCUAUUAUCGAAGAUGCUGGUAAUAGAUGCAUCCAAAAGGAUCUCUGUGAGCGAGGCUCUCCAGCACCCCUACAUCAACGUGUGGUAUGAUCCAACUGAAGUGGAGGCGCCCCCACCACUGAUCACAGACAAGCAGCUGGAUGAGAGGGAGCACACGGUGGAGGAGUGGAAAGAUUUGAUAUACAUGGAGGUUCAGGACUGGGAGGAGAGAACGAAGAAUGGAGUGAUCCGGGGACAGCCAGCGUCUUUAGGUGCAGCAGUGAGCAGCAGCUUCCAGCAGCACCCUUCUGCGUCGUCCUCGUCCGCCAACGAUGUGUCCUCCAUGUCCACCGAUCCCACCCUGGCCUCGGACACAGACAGCAGCCUGGAGACGGCCUCUAACACGGACUCGCUGGGCUGCUGCAGAUGACCAUCACCCUGCCCUGGUCCCUGUCCCACCAGUCCCUCCGCUUGUCUUCAAUGGUGUAAAGUUUAGGCCAGUUUCGAUGUUUGUUUGUUUGUAAAAAAAAAAAAAAAAAAAAAACAGUUUAAAAAACAAACAUUUUUUCCUUAAAGUACUACUACAGAGUCAUUUUUAUUACAUUUUAUUAAUAUUUUUUAGUCCAGGCUGUAAUAUCAAUUUAUUUUUAACCUAGGAACUUUAUGAUUUCACUACGCUGCAGUUUUGGCCAAUGGUGAUAGUUUGAGAAUGUCUGUAAAAGAGUUUUACAUGCUUUAAUUUUGUAUCUUUGUUUUUAAUUUCGUCUACUUCUAUUUAAGCUACUGCUGUUUCAACUGGCCAUAUCAAUGUAGAAUGAGUUUGUACAGAUUUUAUGGUGAAUAUAUUUUUUUCAAAUUUAGUUUGCAGUGAGCCAUUCUAACCAUCAUUUAAUUGAUACAUUUAUGAUUUUAGUACUCCCCUUCUGAAUAGUACUAUUUCUUUGUCUAUUCUAAUCUUUCAUAUAGAAUAUUGUUUCAUGCAUAUCCAUUUGAGAUAUACUUUAGAUUUAUUUGUAAAAAAAAAAAAAAAAAAAAAACAGUUUUCCUCGUGAGUCACUACCUCCUUGAAAAAACAAAACAGUUUAUCAAACCGCUUUCUUUUUUUCUUUUCUCAUUAGUUUAGUCUUAAAAUAUCUCAAAAUGCUGUUAGAUUCCUGAACCAUUUUCUCUUUUGGUAAGAGAAGACAUUUAGUAUUUCUUUUCUUUUUUUUUUUUGGAAUUUUUGUCUGAAUUUUCUUUUCCAACGUUAUGGGUGUUACAGUAUAUGACGGAAAUGGAGCAGAUAGGCCCAGAAAGGAAACUAAGGAGCUUUUGAUCAUUUUCUUUGUUUGUCAGUGCUGAAGACACUGCUUCCUCUGCACUGGUCAGUUAUUCUCCAGUGAUUAUUUUCUACAGCCCCACUGUCAAAGAAAGAGUAAACCUAUGUUGAACGCUAGGACUGAGAAACGUGGCAGUAUGCCGAAGAGCUUUGUGAGAAAUAGGAUGUUACUAGUUAGAAUACAUGACUUGGAGACGGUUGAAGGUAUAUGAAGAAUGUGUUUCGAUUGAGUCCAACACAGGGACGUAAAGAGAGGGCUUGUGUAUGUGGUGAUGUUGGUUGUCUUUGGAGGGAUGGACAUUCUGCCGGCUUAAAGCGCAGAAACAAACUAUUUAAAGAAACAAGGUUCCUAAUCUGUGCUCAUGUUAUUCAUGUAAUAUAAGUGUGCAGGCAGUUUGCAGAAAUUUCAAAUUGGAAAAUGAGUGUACAAUACGUAAGUAAUAAGCUGGAUCUCAGAGAAGAUAAUUGUCUGAACCCUUUGCAGAACUUGUACGUAUGCAUGCACUAAAUAAAUGUCACCCUAUGCUUAGUACAUCACACAAUAGCUACAGAACCACCUCAAAACCCAAGUGAAUCAGUGAUUCUGAACUGUAUGCAAUAAUGGUGUCCUUAGUGUUUUUUAAAAAAUUAAUUAAUUUAGCUUUUAAAAGGAAAAAGUGCCUGUAGUUUGUCAAGCAUUCAUUCCUGAGUAUCUCGGAAGAGGAUGAGUAGUCCUGUUGUGUCGAGGUCAAUAACGGUUCCUGAUAAUGACUACAGUUAGUUUCCACAAAUAAGUCAAUCACAUUUGAGGCGUUUAUCGUUAAUGUAUUGUACAUUUUCUUGGAAUUGUUAAGUCUCCAACUUUACGGUCAAUGUUCUGUCAAGAGGAUGAUGUAUGCUUCUGAUUAUUUUAGCUCAUACAUUUGAACAUUUUUCAAAAAGGGGGCAGUUUUAUCAAAGUAGGUCUUUCAUCAAAGUAAAAUACAUUUUUUAAAAAAAUUACAAUGACCGGUAGGUGCGUAUGGUUUGCGGCUUUACUUUGCAUAAUGAGAAUGUGCUUGAUGAUUUUAGGAGGGUCAAUGAUCAUACUGUUUUGCCUCAUUUCCUCAAUAUUAAGCCAAAUGUAUUUGCGUUGAAUGGUGGCUGUGGCAGUGUAGCUGUUAUGCGGUGGCGUUGAAGAAUGCCUGUGCUAAAUGAUGGAGUUUCAGAAUGUAAAAUACCAUGUAGUGUGUUGUUGAAUGGUCGAAGGGGAAGGUAUGCAGAAUAACAGCCAAUCACAUGUAACCAUUAUUAUAGUAGCUGUGUUUAUCAUUCAUAAUUAUGAUUACUUUUUUUGUUAUUUUAAGUGCUCUUCUGUUUCUUAACCCAGCAUUAUUAGGGACACAUUCAGAAUUGUUUGACUUUCUGUGGCUUUUUGCUUUUCUAUCACAUCUCUGAAAAUUGUAAUUGUGAUUUUUUAAGUAGGCUUUGAUGAACUACCUCACACUCAAUUUCUACAAGUUCUAGGAUACCUAGUUGCCCACAUGAUUAGCUAUCGAAGACAUGUGAAUACAGAUUCCGUUAUUUAUUUAUUUGAAAGUGUAAUAUUGUCAAUGUUAGGAAACUUCUAGUUGUGUACGGUGUGUACUUCACCUAGAUGUAAAGAGAAUUGUUUAUGUAAAUGUCACCCCCCCCCCCCCUUUUCCCCUCUUGUUUUUACAGUUCAUGUGCAAUACCUUCUGCAAAUUAUGCUAGUAGUAAACUAAGUGAUGGAUCUAGCCUGUUACUUUGUAUUUUUCUGAAGGUAGAGAAAUGUUUGGUACUGUCAAUCCAUGUUUUCCUUUUUUAUGAAUUAGGAUGAUUCCUUGUGACUUUUAAUCUAUGAUGUUACGUAAUCAGUCCUAAACCAGUCCUUAAUCUAUGGCCAGAGGCGGUUAUAUCAUACAUGGCCAAUAGAUUUUGAUUGGGAUAAGGCCAAAUAAUGAUAAAGGAAAAAAUGUUAAAGAUAAGUAAUGCCUAAAAACAAACUCAUAUAUAUGGUGCUGGUUUGUUAUGCAACUAGUUAAACAUUUCGGGCUCUGCAUCCUGACCGCAGCCAAUGAAAAGUACACUACUGGAAUAAAAACACUGGGAUCUGAUGAUGCCAACUUAAAAAACAAACAUGUACUGCAAAUAAAAGAAACAAUUUGACUCA
This is a messenger RNA of Oncorhynchus nerka (sockeye salmon), 4600 nucleotides long. Its product is annotated as mitogen-activated protein kinase 8. The record is from RefSeq and is a predicted model, not a curated record. Gene Ontology annotation, molecular function: ATP binding; JUN kinase activity. Lineage: Eukaryota; Metazoa; Chordata; Actinopteri; Salmoniformes; Salmonidae. Gene Ontology annotation, biological process: protein phosphorylation; JNK cascade. Gene Ontology annotation, cellular component: cytoplasm; nucleus. The coding region runs from base 265 to 1560 and encodes 431 amino acids. The transcript has 12 exons.